ACCAAAUUUAACGUUAUUGCUAUUUGUUCAACGUUACUCUCUAACCACACACAAACACUUUGCAGAAACAGUAAAAACAGAGAAAAUGGUGGAGAUUCAGAUCGUUUCGUCUUGUUCUUCAAGUCUCUAUCCCUGAAUCAAUGCAUCUGCAUUCAAAGACGUUAGAUUUUUUUUUCAAUUCGCUCUUACUUGUUCAUCUGGUUCUCAGGUUCUCUGUUUCUCUCUCACAGUUUCAUCUUUUCAAUCGAAGUCAUUAAACACUGCCAUUUUCUUGUUCCUCUGUUUUCCUGUUUCCCUUUCUCUCCCAAUUCUAUCCCUUUCUCUCAUUUUCCUCGAAAGGGUUUCCUCAUUCAGGGAUGAAAUCCUAUACCCAUUUCUUAUUUUCCGUUGUUUUCUUCAUUUUUGCUUUGAAAUCGUCUUGUGUUCUGAGCAAAAGUUCUCAAUCGGAGUCCGAUGCUGGUUUUAUCCUCGCAUGCGGCGCUUCUAACGCCGGCACCGAUUCCGAUGGACGUAAUUGGCAACCAGACACCAAGUUCAUCAACUCAUCCACUGAUUCAAUAACCGGUACAGCCCAGUACCAAGACCCAUCUCUGCCAUCAACAAUUCCUUACAUGACUGCGAGGAUUUUCACAUCCCCAUCAACAUACAAAUUCUCUGUUUCUCCCUCAAAACGUCUAUGGAUCAGACUCCAUUUUUAUCCUUCUACAUAUAGCAAUCUUGAUCCAAACAUCUCAUAUUUCUCUGUAAUCGCAAAUGGGUUCUCUCUUCUCAACAAUUUCAGUGCAUCAAUCACGACUCAGGCGCUCACACAAGCCUACAUCAUCAAAGAAUUCUCUAUGACUCCUGUCCAAUCUGGCAAUCUUGAUAUUACUUUCACACCAUCCGAUCACACGGAUGGCUCUUACGCUUUCAUCAACGGCAUUGAAGUGGUUCCAAUGCCAUAUAUAUUCCAAGAAGCGACCAUGGUUGGGUUCGACGACCAAACUUUGGACGUCAAUAGCUCUUCGACGCAGACAAUGUUUAGGCUUAACGUUGGUGGACAGUUUAUUCCUGCUACCAAAGAUUCAGGCCUGACAAGAACAUGGUACGAUGAUUCUCCAUAUCUGUUUGGUGCCGCAUUCGGUGUCACGUCCGAGGCUGAUAAGAAUGUUACAAUAAGAUAUUCCAAAGAUGUUCCUGAAUAUAUAGCACCAUUGGAUGUUUACAGCACAUCAAGAUCAAUGGGACCUACUGCAAAACUUAAUCAGAAUUUUAAUCUCACUUGGGUUUUCCAAGUUGAUGCCAAUUUCACUUACAUUGUCAGGUUUCAUUUCUGUGAAUUUCAACUUACAAAGGCCAACCAGAGAGUGUUUGAUAUUUUUCUCAACAACCAAACAGCACAAGAAGCUGCGGAUGUGAUAGCCUGGGCAGGAUCUGAAGGAGUGCCUGUUUAUAAAGAUUAUGCUGUUUAUGUUGCUGAUCAGGUCGGGGACGCGGACAAUGAAAUUUGGGUGGCAUUGCACCCGAGUGUGUCGAUGAAGCCUGAAUAUUAUGAUUCAAUUCUUAAUGGAUUGGAGAUUUUCAAACUCAACCAAACAAAUGGGAAUUUAGCCGGUCCAAAUCCGCAACCAUCAGAGCUUCUUUUGCUGGCUGAAGAAGCAGCAAAGAAGUCAUUCUCUCCGUCUUCAGGGUCCAUUACUGCUCCUAUAAUUGGUGGCAUUGCUGGAGGUGUAGCAGGAUUAGCAAUGAUUGCUGCAAUCUUCAUUUUUGUGAACCAUAAGAGGAGACAAGCUAAUGGAGGUCAUUCCAAUACUGCUCUUUGGUUGCCACUCUAUGGGAGUUACCAUACAUCAGCAACCAAUUCAACUAUUUCUGGCAAAAGUGUAGGCAGCAGCCAUCUUUCGAGCCUUGCAGCCGGUCUCUGUCGCCAUUUUUCACUGCCCGAGAUCAGACAAAGCACUAAGAACUUUGAUGAGUCUCAGGUAAUUGGUGUUGGAGGGUUUGGGAAGGUCUAUAAAGGCAUUAUUGAUGGGGGUAUCAAAGUUGCUAUCAAGCGAUCAAACCCAUCUUCAGAACAAGGAGUUCAUGAAUUCGAGACAGAAAUCGAGAUGCUUUCGAAGCUUCGACACAAGCAUUUGGUCUCACUAAUUGGGUUCUGUGAAGAAGAUGGAGAGAUGAUACUUGUUUAUGAUUAUAUGGCUAAUGGCACUCUAAGGGAGCAUCUCUAUAAGAGCAGCAACAACAAACAACCUCCACUUUCAUGGAACCAGAGACUGGAAAUCUGUAUUGGAGCAGCAAGAGGACUACACUAUCUUCACACUGGUGCUAGAUACACAAUCAUUCACAGGGAUGUGAAGACUACAAACAUUCUCUUGGAUGAAAACUUGGUAGCUAAAGUUUCUGAUUUCGGGUUAUCGAAAACAGGUCCUAAUCUCAAUCAAACUCAUGUAAGCACAGUUGUUAAAGGCAGCUUUGGGUACUUGGAUCCUGAAUACUUCAGAAGGCAACAAUUGACAGAGAAAUCAGAUGUUUAUUCAUUUGGGGUAGUUCUCUUUGAGGCCUUGUGUGCUAGGCCAGUCUUGAAUCCUAGCUUACCUAAAGAACAAGUAAGUCUAGCAGAUUGGGCUCUGUAUUGCCAAAGAAAAGGAGUCCUGGAGGACAUUAUUGAUCCACAUAUAAAGGGAAUGAUCAACCCUGAAUGUCUGAAGAAAUUCGCGGAGACAGCAGAGAAGUGCUUGAGUGAUCAUGGGCUCGAUCGUCCUUCCAUGGGAGAUGUUCUGUGGAAUCUUGAGUUUGCAAUGCAAUUGCAGGAAAACCCUGAGGGAGUAAACAUAGAAAAGGGCACUAAGGCAAAGGAUGCUUAUGCAAUGCAUAGACAAGUGUUGGGUGAUAUUGAUGAGGAGGAGAGUGUUGGGAGUGAACCAAAUGAGAACAUGAACUCUGGUGUAGUAUUUUCACAGCUAGUACAUCCCAGAGGAAGAUGAGGCAAAUUUUGUUGUUGAAAUUAUAUAGACAGCAAAAUUUUUGUUAGAUAUAGGGUAGUUUGUGUAUGUAAAGAUUAAUUCCUUAUUUUUCUUUUGUUUGGA
Tripterygium wilfordii is the source of this 3065-nucleotide messenger RNA. Its product is annotated as receptor-like protein kinase ANXUR2. Lineage: Eukaryota; Viridiplantae; Streptophyta; Magnoliopsida; Celastrales; Celastraceae. The record is from RefSeq and is a predicted model, not a curated record. Gene Ontology annotation, biological process: protein phosphorylation. Gene Ontology annotation, molecular function: ATP binding; protein kinase activity. The coding region runs from base 357 to 2963 and encodes 868 amino acids. The transcript has a single exon.